Pipistrellus kuhlii (Kuhl's pipistrelle) is the source of this 1672-nucleotide messenger RNA. RefSeq names its product caspase-12-like. Lineage: Eukaryota; Metazoa; Chordata; Mammalia; Chiroptera; Vespertilionidae. The record is from RefSeq and is a predicted model, not a curated record. The transcript has 12 exons. Gene Ontology annotation, molecular function: cysteine-type endopeptidase activity. Gene Ontology annotation, biological process: regulation of apoptotic process; proteolysis. The coding region runs from base 156 to 1487 and encodes 443 amino acids.
CUGCAGCCUAUUCUAUGCUGGCAAAGAACAAGAGAAUUUGAGAAGCAGAAGUUUCCAUUUCAGCAAUACCAGUAAACAUGCACGUGUCCAAUGAGAGACGAAAGAAAGUUGCUUUCACUUUAAGAGUUUUCCUGACCAGGAAGAACUGAGCAGCAAUGGCUGACAAGAGACAGAAAGAAGAUCCAAUCAAUCAGGUGAAGUCAAUUGCCAAGAACAUGAUUGAUGGCUUCUUUGAUGAUCUGAUUGAUAAAAAGGUUAUAGAUAAGGAUGAGUUACAAAGAUUGGGAGAAGGAGUGGACAUCAUUGUGAACAAGACUGAAAGUCUAAUUGAGGAUAUCACUAAGAAAACUCAAAAAACAGGCGAAAUACUUAUGAACCGUUUCCUCAACCCUGAGAAACUACUGAGUUUGACAUAUCAACGUGAAAAUGAGGAUAAUAAAUCUGAGAACAGUGAAUCUUCUUCCUCUUCAGAAUCUGGAAGUGAAAGUGAAGAAAGUGAAGGUAAGGAAAAAGCUGAAUCAGUCCACCCAUUGAUUCUCCCUCCAAUAGAAUCUGGAAGUGAAAAUGAAGAUGGUGAAACUGAGGGGCAUGCUGGUUUGUCCCAGGCAUCAGUUCUACCUCUGACAGUUCCUCAGGAAAACCAGGCUUCCCAACCCAUUCAUGAGUUGAAGCUUUGUCCUCCUGAACAUUUCAAGAGACUGAUUACAACAAAGGCAGAUGAGAUUUAUCCAGUGAUGAAGAAAGAGGGCAGAACACGCUUGGCCCUCAUCAUCCACAACAAAGAAUUUGAUUAUCUUUGUAAUCGAUAUGGUUCUGAAGAUGACCUUUUGGGGAUGCAAGACCUGCUAGAAAGCCUUGGAUACUCAGUGGUUGUAAAAAUGAAUCUCACAGCCCCGGAAAUGGAAGCAGCGCUACUUGAGUUUGCUGACCGAGAAGAGCACCGAUCCUCAGACAGUACAAUCUUGGUAUUUAUGUCACAUGGUGUCCUGGAAGGAAUCUGUGGGACAAAACACAAAGAAGGAGAACCAGAUAUACUUCAUGAUGAUACAGUCUUCCAAAUUUUCAACAACCGUAACUGCCAAAGUCUAAGAGACAAACCCAAGAUCAUCAUCAUGCAGGCUUGCAGAGGAAAUGGUGAUGGGAGUGUUUGGGUGCCAGCCAUGGGAGAAGCCACUGCAUGUAGAUAUAGUCGUACUUUUCAGUGUUAUGUCUGGAGUGAUGCUGUUAUAAAGACCCACGUGGAAAAAGACUUCAUUGCAUUCAAAUCAUCAACUCCACAUAAUAGCUCUUGGAGAAGGGAAAAGAAUGGCUCUUUAUUCAUUUCCCAAGUUAUCUACCACAUCAAAGAAUAUUCUUGGUGUCAUCAUUUGGAGGAGAUUUUUCGAAAGGUUCAACGUUCAUUUGAGACACCAAAUGAACUGGCUCAGAUGCCAACGAUUGAAAGAGUAUCCUUGACACGGUAUUUCUACCUCUUCCCUGGGAACUAAAACACAUGAAGUAUCUCAGGACAAAUGGAGACAUUAUGAUCUCUAUGAUUCUACUACUUUAAAAGGUCAAUUCUUUAUGAAGAAUAUUUUUGUAUCACACAUCCAAUUGCCUACCCUUUACAAAUGCCAGACUAAAAUCACUAACAGUUAUUGAAUUAAUUCUCAAUAAAAUUCCUUUAAAAGUA